CCGACGACCGGCAGCAGGCCGGCUCAGGACAUCCGCCUCCACCUUUUCCGCGAAGCCUUCCUGUCCCAGGGGCCGUUCUCGGCGGCCCGCUCUGGCGAGCGCCAUCCCAGCCUCGAGCUCCGAGCCCACCAACGCCACAGGCGCGCGCGGAGCGCACCUGACCCCGGCGAGCGGGCGGGGCGGGGCGACGGGACUGACGUGGCCCGCGGCGUGGAGCGGGCGUGAUUCAUCAGUCGCCGCACCAGGGCCGGAUGCUGGCGAGCGCAGCGGCCGCCUAGGCGCGCAGGGCCAGGGAGCAGCGGCGGCGGCUUUCCCUCUCCAGCCUCUCGUGCUUCUCUCGCUGUCGGCUGCCAGGCCCCUGCGAGGGUCAAGAUGGAAGAGAUCCUGAGGAAGCUGCAGAAGGAAGCGUCCGGGAGCAAGUACAAAGCCAUCAAAGAGAGCUGCACCUGGGCCCUGGAAACCCUGGGUGGUGUGGAUACCAUUGUCAAGAUCCCUCCCCACUUGCUGAGGGAGAAAUGCCUGCUGCCUCUCCAGUUGGCUUUGGAGUCCAAGAACAUGAAGCUGGCCCAGCACGCCUUGGCAGGGAUACAGAAGCUUCUGUCAGAAGAGAGGUUUGUAUCCAUGGAAACGGACUCUGACGAGAAGCAGCUGCUCAAUCAGGUCCUGAACGCUGUGAAAGUGACGCCGUCCCUCAACGAAGACCUGCAGGUGGAAGUGAUGAAGGUUUUACUCUGCAUAACCUAUACCCCGACAUUUGACCUGAACGGCAGUGCUGUGCUGAAGAUCGCAGAGUUGUGUUUAGCAUGCCGUAAAGCUGGAUGUCCACAAAUGCAUGAAAUGAUCAAAAUGUCCAUUACGAAAGUCCUCACUGCCCUGUGUCUUCGUGCAUUCCCUGACGAUCAGGGGCCUGUGGCUUUUCACAAGGUGUGCAUUGAGACAUACACAUGUAGCUGUCACCAGCGUAGUAUAAACACUGCUGUGCGGGCCACUCUCAGUCAAAUGCUGAGUGACUUGACUUUGCAGUUGCGACAAAGGCAGGAGAAUACGAUAAUUGAAAACCCAGACGUCCCACAGGAAUUCAGGAAUCCAGGGUCGACCGUUGAGGCCCUCUGUGAUGACCUUGUGUCUGUGCUCACUGUUCUGUGCGAGAAGCUACAAGCCGCCAUCAAUGACAACCAGCAGCUGCAGCUUCUGUACCUGGAGUGCAUUCUGUCUGUGCUCAGCAGCUCCUCCUCCUCCAUGCACCUGCACAGAGGCUUCACCGACCUGAUCUGGAAAAACCUUUGCCCUGCUCUCAUUGUGAUCCUGGGGAAUCCAAUUCAUGACAAAACCAUCACCUCCGCUCACAGCAGCGCAAGUGCCGGCGUGGACUCGGACUCCACAUCUCCUGGAGUUUCUGACCAUGGCCGGGGCUCAGGCUGCUCCUCCACUGCGCCUGCGCUGAGUGGGCCUGUGGCUCGGACCAUCUACUACAUUGCAGCUGAGCUGGUCCGGCUGGUGGGGUCGGUGGACUCCAUGAAGCCCGUGCUCCAGUCCCUCUAUCACCGCGUGCUGCUCUACCCCCCACCGCAGCACCGAGUGGAAGCCAUCAAAGUAAUGAAGGAGCUACUCGGGAGCCCACAGCGUCUCUGCGAUUUGGCAGGACCCAGCUCCACUGAACCCGAAACCAGAAAAAGAUCAAUUUCAAAAAGAAAGUCUCAUCUGGAUCUUCUCAAACUCAUCAUGGAUGGUAUGACCGAAGCAUGCAUCAAGGGUGGCAUCGAAGCUUGUUAUGCCGCCGUGUCCUGUGUCUGCACCUUGCUUGGGGCCUUAGACGAGCUCAGCCAGGGCAAGGGCUUGAGCGAAGGUCAGGUGCAGCUGCUGCUCCUGCGCCUGGAGGAGCUGAAGGACGGGGCCGAGUCGAGCAGGGACUCCAUGGAGAUCAAUGAGGCCGACUUCCGCUGGCAGCGGCGCGUCCUGUCCUCAGAGCACACGCCGUGGGAGUCGGGGAACGAGAGGAGCCCUGACAUCAGCAUUAGUGUGACCACGGACACGGGCCAGACCACUCUGGAGGGAGAGCUGGGUCAGACCACACCCGAGGACCACUGCGAAAACCCCAAGAACAGCCUCAAGUCCCCAGCCAUCCAGGAGAGCAAGGAGACGCUGAGCAAAGGCACAGAACCAGAAGCAGUGGACCAGCCCGACGUCGUUCAGAGGAGCCACACGGUCGCCUACCCCGACAUAACUAACUUCCUGUCGGUGGACUGCAGGAUGAGGUCCUACGGGUCCAGAUACAGCGAGAGCAACUUCAGCGUGGACGACCAGGACCUCUCUAGGACGGAGUUUGACUCCUGCGACCAGUACUCAAUGGCAGCAGAGAAGGACUCGGGGAGGUCCGACGUGUCUGACAUCGGGUCGGACAACUGUUCGCUGGCCGAUGAGGAGCAGACCCCUCGGGACUGCCUGGGCCACAGGUCCCUGCGGACCGCAGCUCUGUCUCUCAAACUGUUGAAGAACCAGGAGGCCGACCAGCACAGCGCCCGGCUGUUUGUGCAGUCCCUCGAAAGCCUCCUCCCUCGCCUGUUGGCCCUGCCCAGCGUGGAAGAGGUGGACGCGGCCCUCCAGAACUUCGCCUCCACCUUCUGCUCAGGCAUGAUGCACUCCCCGGGCUUUGACGGGAACGGCAGCCUCAGCCUGCAGAUGCUGAUGAACGCGGACAGCCUGUACGCAGCUGCGCACUGCGCUCUGCUCCUGAACCUGAAGCUCUCCCACGGGGACUACUACCGGAAGCGGCCCGCCCUGGCGCCCGGCAUGCUGAAAGAGUUCAUGAAGCAGGUGCACAACAGCGGGGUGGUGAUGGUCUUCUCCCAGACCUGGAUCGAGGAACUCUACCAUCAGGUGCUCGACAGAAACAUGCUGGGAGAAGCUGGCUACUGGGGCAGCCCGGAGGACAACAGCCUUCCGCUCAUCACCAUGCUGACCGAUAUCGAUGGCUUAGAGAGCAGUGCAAUCGGGGGCCAGCUGAUGGCCUCGGCAUCCACAGAGUCUCCCUUCACCCAGGGCAGGAGAAUUGAUGACUCCACAGUGGCAGGUGUGGCAUUUGCUCGCUACAUUCUGGUUGGCUGCUGGAAGAACUUGAUUGACACUUUAUCAACCCCCCUGACUGGCCGCAUGGCGGGGAGCUCCAAAGGGCUGGCCUUCAUUCUGGGAGCUGAAGGCAUCAAAGAGCAGAACCAGAAGGAACGUGACGCCAUCUGCAUGAGCCUAGAUGGGCUGCGGAAGGCAGCGCGGCUGAGCUGUGCUCUAGGAGUUGCAGCUAAUUGCGCCUCGGCCCUUGCCCAAAUGGCAGCUGCGUCCUGUGUCCAGGAAGAGAAAGAGGACAAGGAAGUCCAAGAACCCAGCGAUACCAUAGCACAAGUGAAACUGAAAGUGGAGCAGAAGCUGGAGCAGAUCGGGAAGCUGCACGGGGUGUCACUGCACACAGCCCACGUCCUGUGCAUGGACGCCAUCCUCAGCGUCGGCCUGGAGAUGGGAAGCCACAACCCGGACUGCUGGCCACACGUGUUCAGGGUGUGUGAGUACGUGGGCACGCUGGAGCACACCCACUUCAGCGAUGGCACCUCCCAGCCCGCGCUGACCAUCAGCCAGCCCCAGAAGGCACCCGGCGGCCCUGGACUGCUCGGGGACCUGGAGGGUGAGGGCUCACCCCCGGAGCAGAGCCCGGAGCAGGAGAGCUCGCUGAGCAUGGCCCCCGUCAUCCAGCCCCUCUCCAUCCAAGAGCUCGUCAGGGAAGGCGGCCGAGGCCGGGCCUGUGACUUCCGCGGGGGCAGCCUCAUGACCGGGAGCAGCGCCGCCAAGGCCGUGCUCACGCUGUCCACGCAGGCCGACAGGCUCUUUGAAGAUGCUACAGAUAAGUUGAACCUCAUGGCUUUGGGAGGUUUUCUUUACCAGCUGAAGAAAGCGUCGCAGUCCCAGCUUUUCCAUUCUGUUACCGACACAGUUGACUACUCGCUGGCCAUGCCAGGAGAAGUAAAGUCCACCCAAGACCGCAAAAGUGCCCUGCACCUGUUCCGCCUCGGGGACGCCAUGCUGAGGAUCGUGCGCAGCAGAUCGAGGCCGCUGCUCCACGUCAUGCGCUGCUGGAGCCUCGUGGCCCCGCACCUGGUGGAGGCUGCCUGCCAUAAGGAAAGACAUGUGUCUCAGAAGGCUGUUUCCUUCAUCCACGAUAUACUGACAGAGGUUCUCACUGACUGGAAUGAGCCACCUCACUUCCACUUUAAUGAAGCACUCUUCCGACCCUUUGAGCGUAUUAUGCAGCUAGAGUUGUGCGACGAGGAUGUGCAAGACCAGGUUGUCACAUCCAUUGGUGAGCUGGUUGAAGUGUGUUCCUCCCAAAUCCAGUCGGGCUGGAGGCCCUUGUUCAGUGCCCUGGAAACGGUGCACAGUGGGAACAAGUCUGAGGUGAAGGACUACCUCGUUGGUGAUUACUCCAUGGGAAAAGGCCAAGCUCCAGUGUUUGAUGUAUUUGAAGCUUUUCUCAAUACCGACAACAUCCAGGUCUUUGCUAAUGCAGCCACUAGUUACAUCAUGUGCCUUAUGAAGUUUGUCAAAGGACUGGGGGAAGUGGACUGUAAGGAGAUCGGAGACUGCGUCCCGGGACCCGGAGCCACGUCCCCAGACCUGUGCCUCCCUGCCCUGGAUUACCUCCGGCGCUGCUCUCAGCUAUUGGCCAAAAUCUACAAAAUGCCCAUGAAGCCCAUAUUCCUUAGCGGGCGCCUGGCCAGCUUGCCUCGCAGGCUCCAGGAGCAGUCGGCGAGCAGUGAGGAUGGAAUGGAGUCGGUCCUGUCUGAUUUCGACGAUGACACCGGUCUCAUAGAAGUCUGGAUCAUCCUGCUGGAGCAGCUAACAGCAGCGGUGUCCAACUGUCCACGGCAGCACCAACCGCCAACCUUGGACUUACUCUUCGAGCUGUUGAGAGAUGUUACCAAAACACCUGGGCCAGGGUUCGGGAUCUAUGCAGUUGUUCAUCUUCUCCUUCCUGUGAUGUCCCUCUGGCUCCGCCGUAGCCAUAAGGACCAUUCGUACUGGGACGUGGCCUCCGCCAACUUCAAGCACGCCAUCGGUCUGUCUUGUGAGCUGGUGGUGGAGCACAUUCAGAGCUUCAUACACUCAGACAUCAGGUACGAGAGCAUGAUCAACACCAUGCUGAAGGACCUCUUCGAGCUGCUGGUCGCCUGUGUGGCCAAGCCCACAGAAACCAUCUCCAGAGUGGGCUGCUCCUGUAUCCGGUAUGUCCUCGUGACGGCGGGCCCCGUGUUCACAGAAGAGAUGUGGAGGCUGGCCUGCUGCGCGCUGCAGGACGCGUUCUCCGCCACGCUCAAGCCUGUGAAGGACCUGCUGGGCUGCUUCCACAGCGGCAGCGAGAGCUUCAGUGGGGAAGGCUGCCAGGUGAGGGUGGCGGCCCCCUCCUCCUCCCCCAGUGCGGAGGCCGAGUACUGGCGCAUCCGAGCCAUGGCUCAGCAGGUGUUUAUGCUGGACACCCAGUGCUCACCAAAGACUCCGAACAAUUUCGACCAUGCUCAGUCCUGUCAGCUCAUCAUUGAACUGCCUCCCGAUGAAAAGCCGAACGGACACACCAAGAAAAGUGUUUCUUUCAGGGAAAUUGUGGUGAGCUUACUCUCUCAUCAAGUGUUGCUCCAGAACUUGUAUGAUAUCCUGUUAGAAGAGUUCGUCAAAGGCCCCUCCCCUGGAGAGGAGAAGGCUGUCCAAGUGCCAGAAGCCAAGCUGGCCGGCUUCCUCAGAUACAUCUCCAUGCAGAACCUGGCCGUCAUCUUUGACCUGCUGCUGGACUCCUACAGGACAGCCAGAGAGUUUGACACCAGCCCUGGGCUGAAGUGCCUGCUGAAGAAAGUGUCCGGCAUUGGAGGGGCCGCCAACCUCUACCGCCAGUCGGCGAUGAGCUUCAACAUCUACUUCCACGCGCUGGUCUGUGCAGUCCUCACCAACCAGGAAACCAUCACGGCCGAGCAGGUGAAGAAAAUCCUUUUCGAGGACGAUGAGAGAAGCACAGACUCGUCGCAGCAGUGCUCGUCCGAAGAUGAAGACAUUUUUGAGGAGACUGCCCAGGUGAGCCCCCCGAGAGGCAAGGAGAAGAGGCAGUGGAGGGCUCGGAUGCCCUCCCUAAGUGUCCAGCCCAUCAGCAACGCAGACUGGGUGUGGCUGGUCAAGAGGCUUCACAAGCUGUGCAUGGAGCUGUGCAAUAACUACAUCCAGAUGCACUUGGACCUGGAAAACAGCCUGGAGGAAGCGCCCGUCUUCAAGAGCGACCCAUUCUUCAUCCUGCCCUCCUUCCAGUCCGAGUCAUCCACCCCGUCCACCGGGGGGUUCUCGGGGAAAGACACGCCUUCCGAGGAUGACCGCAGCCAGACUCGGGAUCACCUGGGCGAGUCCCUGAGCCUGCGGGUGGGCAGCGGGGAAACACUGAUGCUGCCCCCGAGCCCCAAGGUGGAGAAGAAGGACCCCGGCAGGAAGAAGGAGUGGUGGGAGAACGCGGGUAACAAAAUCUACACCAUGGCGGCUGACAAAACCAUUUCGAAGCUGAUGACGGAAUACAAAAAGAGGAAACAGCAGCAUAACCUGCCCACGUUCCCCAAAGAGGUCAAAGUGGAGAAGAAGGGAGAGCCCCUGGGUCCGAGGGGCCAAGGAUCCCCGCUGCUUCAGCGUCCCCAGCACUUGAUGGACCAAGGGCAGAUGCGGCAUUCCUUCAGCGCAGGCCCCGAGCUGCUGCGGCAGGAGAAGAGGCCCCGCUCGGGCUCCACCGGGAGCUCCCUGAGCGUCUCCGUGAGAGACGCCGAAGCACAGAUCCAGGCGUGGACCAACAUGGUGCUAACCGUCCUCAAUCAGAUUCAGAUCCUCCCUGACCCGACCUUCACGGCCCUCCAGCCCGCAGUGUUCCCGUGCAUCAGCCAGCUGACCUGCCACGUGACUGACAUCAGAGUGCGCCAGGCUGUGAGAGAGUGGCUCGGCAGGGUAGGCCGCGUCUAUGACAUCAUCGUGUAGAUGACUCACAGUGAAGAAGUUCGGGAGCCAGGGUGAGAGUAUGCCUAGCAUCUUCCCCACCACCAGCCCCAUGGACACCAGUGUCUCGAAGAACAGUCAGCUGCUCCCUCACUAAUCAGCAUUAGGGGCCAUUCUGGACCUGCAUCCAGGUGACACAAAGUACACUCUGAUUUUGCACAUCAUUUCAGAAGAGUCUCCCUCUGUUCCUUGACACAUUUCUAAAUCUUGAAGUUUAUUUCCCAGUGCUUUUACCUGCCAUGUUAUUGCCAAAUGGGUCACGUGCAAGGACCACUCCUCUGAAAACUUUGCAUUGAUCCUUUUUUUUAAUGCAAUUGCUAAGGAAGUACCUGCUGGUAAGUCAAGCUGAUGUAUAAAGUCAGACAUCUAGUCCCAAACAUUAUUCAUCAGAGAAAGAUUUAUAUCAUGACUGUGCAUUUGGUGGGGAAGAAAACAGCUCGAGAGACGUGUUCUUGGAUGUCAUAAUCAAGAAAAGGGUGACUUUCUCGGUAAAAUAUUCCAGAACACUUAAAAAUUGUCCUAACUUGUCAAGAUUUUCUGGUUGGCACUCACCAACUUUCUCGUUUAAGGUACUGUUGUGCCUUUGUUUCCCUAUUUGUAAUGGAAGAAAAUUCUUUUCUAGCAGAAUGUGCAGUCCACAUCAUGGCAGCCUCUGACACACGGUACCCACUGAUACUUGCUGACACAGAUGUUUGCCAAGAGACAGAAGACUAACCAGCUACCCUGGCAGUCCCACUAGUCUCUGCUUUUGCUUUCAAGGCAAAAAAAAGAAGGGAAAGAAAAAAUGGUGCCUUAGUCCCUUGUUUUACAGAUUUCUAUGUUCCACCGUUAUCUGAGCAUAAGGUUUAACAUUUGGUUUUUAAGAAAACAAAACAUGGAAAUGCAACCCAUUUGAUAGCCACACCCUCGGAGGAAAGGAAGUGAGUUCUCCAUUCAGUGAGCAGACUUCUCAGGGAAGGGGGCUGGGAGUGUGGGGUAGGGAGACAGCUGGAUGGGGUGGGAAGGAGAAUUAUAAUGAAAUCCUUUUAAUCUUCAAAUGUUACACAACAACCAUGUGAAAUUAUGGUGUCUGUUACACAAGCUCUAGUCAUGGAAGAAAAUUAGAGGAGGAGACACAAUGAAAUCUAGGAAAUGAAGGUUUCAGUUUAAAAUUCUUUGCUCUCCGGGAAGUCUACUUACCCCAUGUCUGAAGUCCACUUAUUCAGGCCAGUAUUUUAAGUGGAUCUUUCUUUUCUUAAAUUUUGCUGGAAAAGUUAAUCUGGAACCUUUAUCUUACUAUGUACAGUAUAUUUAAUAUUUCUUAAAUAAUAAUAAUAAUGAUUAAAACUCCUCAGUCAAGUUCAUUCAUAUAUAUUCUACAGUUAGUUGCUAUGACAUACAUUAUAAUUUCCCAGCCCCUAAAAAUACAUUCAUAAUUGAAUAAGUCAUCUUUUAAAAAUAGAACAGCAACCCUUUGAUAUUGAAGUAAGGAUUCGAAGUUGACAACUGUGCUUAGUGCUGGUAUUUGUAAACUUUGUCUUUCUUGAAAAACAGGUGAACUUAUCUGCAAGGUUAAGGGGAAGACUGAGCCGAUUCACUUGGGCAAUCUAAAAGAAGGAACUUUAUCUUUCAGUAUGCCACCCAAGUAAAGGUCACUACAGAAUCCAGAAGACAUUUUUUCACUUCCAUAAAACACUCUUUGCCUUCAGAUUUUAUUCAUUAGAUAAUAAUUUGAGUUUAGAAACAGAUCAACUAUUUGAUCGUAACAAGCAAUGAAUUGUUGGGAUAGCAAUGAGCUGUGUUCGUGGUUCUGAACUUUUAUGUCUUGUAAGUCAGGUAGGUACUUUUUAAAAAAACAAAAGCAGUAUGCCACAGGUGUUCGUUUUUGGUUUUUGUUUUGGUUAUGGCUUCUCUUAAGCGCAGUUCUCCUUUGUGAGCCUGUGAGUACUACAAAAUGUACUGGGGGGGUAGGGAAAGCUUCUGGAGAGUAAUCCUAGUAAUUACAGAAUGUUUAUAUAUAGCAACUUUUUAUACAGUAUAAAAAUUUGAAGGAAGCCAGGCCCAAUUUAUGAAUGUCAUGUCCCAGAGUAUGUUUGCUAAUUAUUUAGAAGUCAGAAUCCGUUUUCCCACCGACCCCCUAUUCUGGGGUCCUGGGCUAGUUUAUGCAAAGAAGAGUACCGUGUACUCUUUCCAAACACUGCUCUGGCACUAACCUGACCGUGGGUACCUAGAAUAAAAAGACAAGAGAACACACAUAGCUCUUUACCUAUAGUGUUGUAAGAGGGUUUUCGUGCCUUCCCACACCUUUGCUAUAGCCCCCCCACCCCCGUGGCAACCCACACUGGUCUUCAGCCCACCCGCAUUCCCAACGUACCCUGCACUCUGCAUCCAGUCAGAGUUCAACCAGAAAACUGUCACAGCGGCACUUCCCAGAGGUAUUUGCAGUCUUCAAAAAGGACAUUGCUUAAUACAAAUAGUCUCCGAUGAACAGGACUUCAGGUCACAGUGGAGUCUGGUGAAUCCUUCCAGGGGUGGGGAAGAAAGGGGGAGAAGCAGGAACCCUGGCUAGAGAGAGGCAGACCGGCCAGUGAGCCCCUCCCACUCCCCUGGUGUCUCAGUUUCUGCCUUUCCCUGAGGUCUCUGAAAGACCAGGGUCGGGCCAGCCUUUGUAGUUAAAAUAGUUAUUACCAUGUAUUUACAUGUCUAAGCAGAAUAAGAGUUUGCACAGUGCUUUCGGUUGCUGGUAUUCACUGUCAAAAGCGUGUUGCCCUCAGGGUGAGAUGUACUCUCUUUUUCUAAUACUUGCGUACAGUGCACACCAUGAGCACCUGGGAAACCCAGAGUGUAAAAGAAUCCCUGACUCGACAGCUCAGCCGAGGACAUCACACUCUCCAUCAGAUUCCUCCUGGCCGUGAGGGCACAGAUUCGAGGGGGCCGAUAGGUCGCUCUAGGGCGCCUCUCCUGAGCAGCCUAUAAAGAUGCUUGGCUGCCUCCUUAUACCAUCUUAUUUUCUCUCCUCUAAGAUUGUUCUCUAGCCUUCUCCAUCAAUGCAAAACGAGGCACCUUUUACCAUUUUUAGGCUAUUUAAUGGCUGGCCAAGGCUGCUGCUAACAUACAUAACAGCUCGAGUUAAAGUGCUUUCCAUCAGACACGACAAAAUGGUAACAUGAUUCAAAAGUCCCUUUAAAUGGAAACUUCUUUAUAACAGUAUCCCGAGGCUUCUUGUUCUUGUUUCAAGGAGAAGGCUUAUACUGAGUCAGUGGAAAGAGUGACGGAGCCUCAACUGCAUUACAGACUAGAUGUCUUCAACUUCCCUCAAAUACAUCACACUACUGCUUGUGGAGGAAAGUCUUAAAAAGGAAAAUCAUUCACGUCAGUCCCUUCAAACUAAACAGGCCUUUGCUUGGAGCUGAAAACAAUAGCGAAAGAGUCACAGACGGCCGGGAGGAGGUGACGUCUGUUGAGUGCCACGUGCGUGUAGGCCCUCACCUACACUACUGUAAGUUACUGUCACAGUAACCUUGUGAAACAGGUGUUGCUUUCCUCCUUUUUUUAGAUGAGGACAGAGACCCAGAGAGGUUGAGAAAUUUGCCCAAGAUACCCAGUAAGUGGCAAAGCUGGUUGCCAAAGAGGUGUUCCUGAAUUCAAAGGCCAUGUUAUCUCCACUACACCUUGCUGUGAAUGUGGAGUAAACACCGGAGUGUCUCAAGGAAUUACACAGUUCAAAUGAGUUAAAAAUACUUGAUUGAUGUCUUAGCUCCAUAAUGUUACGGGGAUUUUUUAAUAAGGUUUUUUUUAAAAAAGGAUAGUGUUUGUGUAGGGAAAGAUCAUGUAUAACAAUAUUUUGAGUGUCCAAUUAUAAGAAAAAUCUAAAUUUUAAUCUCAAAGCAGGCCUCCAGUGGUCAUUUAGAAAGCCUGCCAAUUAGAUGGAAAUGACGGAAUAAGAGGGUGCGUGGCCAGCUGCUACACGGGGAAGAUGGGGCGGUCUGCAUCUGGGAUGACAUGUGCAAAUUGGGAACCUUUUCCAAUGACCCCUUAGUCACUCAGAACAAAGUGCCCUGUAGCCAGCGGUGUCUCUCUGCCUGCUUCCCUGGGAAGUAUUUCAUACUAAAUAUGUAAGUCAGCAUCUGAGUUUGGGAAUAUGCAAAAUAAAUAACCAUUUUCAAAUGCAUACCCUGGAGAGGAAGUCUCCGUUACACAAAAUGGUUUGAAGAUCCAGCUACUGGUGCAUGAGGUCAAUAUCCACAGUAACCACGUGCCAUGAAGCCUACAUAGCCCUGAGCACAUUGCAGACCAGGAAACAGGCAGAAGGAAAACUCAGAACUCAGCUCGUGUUUGGGCACCACUCAGGUGAUCCUAGUAAGAUUCAGCACGGCCUUUGAAAAGCAAGAGACUACUUUUAAGCACUUUUUAUUGGAAAUACGAGCUUGUUAUGGGCAAGAUUUAUGAAAUUGGUAAAGAACUCAUUUAUAUCUAUGCUUCAUAAAAAAAAUCCUAUGUUCCUCUCAUUGAUUAGUAGACCAAUGUAGAAAACUGAGAUUCUCUUCCUGUGCUUGUAUUGUAAUGUUUGUACGUGAUGUGGAAGGAACUAAUAAUUAAAAUUUUGGACUAGUACACCAUAUAGCUUUCCAAACCACAAUUAUAACUUCAGAAAAGACAGACCAAAAAAGAAAGAAAAAAUCAUGUCCUGGGAUAGUCUAAGAGAAACUCAGUUGAGAACAAUGCUCAAUUUUCUUACAAACAGCGGCACCACUUCUGGGCUGAAGAAAAGCCACUAGCACACCACUAGCACCGCACAAAACAUCCCCCCUCUGUGUCCUGAUGCAAGGGGGCUCCGGGGAGGACGGACUGGCUGACCGUCUUAGUGACAGAGCUGCAGCCGACUGCUGGAGAAUCCCUCCAGGUGUGGUCCUUCCCGCCUCUUCAACCACCAGGAAUUGUUUGUAUGGUCAGUUCCUCUCUAGAAGAUAUGUCAUGGUUGUCUAGUGUCUCCUGACUUUAGAAUAGCGGUCCUCGGAUGUUAGCUCACAUCAGAAUCACCGGGAGCACUGGCUAAAACACAGGUCGCCAGGCCCAGGCUUUCUGACGCAGUAGGUCUGGAAAUCUGCAUUCCUAAUGAGUUCCUUGGGGGCGCCCAUGCUCCGGGUCUGGAGACCACACUUGGAGAACCACUGUCUUGAGAACAUUUCCAACUCUUACCUUUAAGAUCAGCUUGGCUCACCAAGCACUCGAGAAAAACUGAACUUGAUCUUGGGCAGACAGCUUGGGAUUGGAUUUUUCUAUAGCAUUCCUGCUCAAUCUUCCCAGUUUCUGUGUUUAUUACACCAACAAUUGUUUUUUUACAAGCUCGAGGACAAUGAAUGUGUAAGUUCUAUGGAGCAGUGAGAUCAGUGCAAGCUUCUCGUCUUUGUAUUUAGAAACAUUGAUUCUGUGGAUAACCACUUGUGUCCUGGUGGCCCUUUGACUUAUACCGAGGUGAUUUCAAGUUUAAGUAUGCGGUGUCUGCAUUUCUUCUGUUCUUACAGUUUUAAUGAGAUGUUUCCAUGCGGACUCCAUUGUAACCUUGGCUCCUGGCUUCCAGAUGUUUUUGAGUAGUUGCUUGCUUGCCAGUAGUUUUAUCUCUCUCAUUAGUCACCACAAUGUCAGCACUUCAAGAUGACAUUACACUGCUUGAUGUAUCUUCCUUUUUCUCUUAAUUGUCUGGUGUAAAUUAAUAUUUUAAUUUCCUGUAGACCUGCAAACAGUCUCCCAAAUGGCUUCACAGAAAUUUGCAAACAUAACCACUCCCUUCUGAGCAGUAAAUGUGCCUGUUUUAAAGACUUCCCAGUAGAUGUGUCGGGUUGGUGCUCUCAUCUGCACAAGAGAGACCAUGUUCGUUUUCUCAUCUUCCGAAUGACGGGAGAACCGUACAAGAGUAUCAGCGUGCUUUGGGAGUACAGUGGAAUCAUGUUAACUCAAAGAUGGCUGGGGCCUUGGUUUAGUUAUUCACUCUCUAUUCAGUUAAUUAGCUUUGGAAAUUCUUUUUAUGUGAAAAAAAAUAAUGAACACAGAGCAAAUAAUUCAAGAGAAAAAAAUUAAGUACCUUAAAAUCAUCACCCAUGUGUAAAUAUAUUAAUUACACAUAAUUCUUAUUGAUUUAAUAAAGUUUCCCUAAAUACUUCUUAAAUACCCUGACAUCAUUUAAAUUACUUUAUUCUCUUGCAUGAAUAGAAAGUAAUGACUAUAUUUACUAGAAUUAAUGAGAUCAGAAAGUAUAUCAAAGUGUUAAUGGUAUCAAGGAUUCAAAUCCUUGCCUCUGUGGAUGGAAAUGAAGUUUUUCAUUUUACUUUUGUUUUCCAUAACCUUUUUUGGAAGUCAUAUAUGCAUUUCAUUCUUUUAAGAAUAAUUUAUUUUCAAAUUAAAUUUUAAAAUUAAUCUCUAAGAAUAAUUUAUUUUCAAUUUAUUUUACCAACUGGUGCCAAAAACAAGGGAGGGGGAUCUAAAAGCCAAUCUUUUGAACUACCACAUAAAUAUUGUGUUUUCCCUGAAAGUCGGGGAGGCUCUGGUCCCUGACAGCAUCAGCCACCCAUGGUCGUCCAUGGCUACCUCAUGGUUACGUGCAAGCUACUUCGUAUCCCUCCCUCUAUUGUCUGUUCUUCUGAUUUUUGUUGGAAGUAGUUCUCGCUGGUCAAAAUAAGUUUCCCACUGAAGAGGCAAAAGUGGACAAAGAGGAAUGCUUCUGAUAUUUUGGUUUCACCUCAGUUGAAACCUCGUGGUAGAAUAUACGGGUAUGGCGUGAUGGGGCAGGAGACGGUGCCUGGAGGGGGAGGCUGACUGUGUCUGUUUAUGUUGCUUGAUUUGAUUUUUGGUGGGUUGGAGGGAGGUAAGAAUAAACAAUGUAUUGCCCUAAUCAUGCCAAACAAUUAUUAUUCAAGAUUAUUUUUGUGCUUUUCUAAGAAGAAUACAUUUAAAUAAAUUAAAUUCUAAACAGUUCCCCUACUACCAUGUCCCUGCUCUAAAUAAAGCCAGUGGGUGGUAAGGGUCCUUUCUAUCCUUCCUUGUAUAAUGCCAAAGAACCGACUUGUUUUCGCUGAAAAGUAUAAACGAAUGACGCUUGGUAUAGCCAUAAUGAUUUGAGUCAGUAUACCAUUCCAUCUACACAAUGCCAAUGUCUCAUUGCAACCCCAUUCACCAGGAGCCUUGAAGUGUUUCGUGUACUCCAAAGGACUUGUGGCGGAAGUACAGUUUUGUUUUGCCUUAUCAUUUAGUCAGUUUGGUCACAUUUAUUAAAAAAAAAAAAAGAACUGAAAACCACCCUCCUUUCUAUGUUGGUAUAACUGUUUGAUUUGAUACAAUCUACGUGUUGUUUAACGGGUCUCUGUGAGCAAGUUCGCCAGUGUGUUUUGUGUACAUUUUAUCUGAGGUGAAAAUGAAAAUUCUAAAGAGAAAAUAUUUUAAAAGAUAUUGUAUUUAUGUUGCUUGUGUUGUAGAAUAAAGAUUCAA
Phyllostomus hastatus (greater spear-nosed bat) is the source of this 14517-nucleotide messenger RNA. It is a transcript of the gene ARFGEF3, whose product is annotated as ARFGEF family member 3. Bases 373 to 7038 code for a protein of 2221 amino acids. NCBI's taxonomy places the organism in Eukaryota, Metazoa, Chordata, Mammalia, Chiroptera, Phyllostomidae. The record is from RefSeq and is a predicted model, not a curated record. Gene Ontology annotation, molecular function: guanyl-nucleotide exchange factor activity. The transcript has 35 exons. Gene Ontology annotation, biological process: regulation of ARF protein signal transduction.